GUAACUCUGGCCAGUUAGAUUUUAUUCGUCAUUGGUACAUCCGGGCACUCUAGUUUUUGAUUGACAGUUGCCAUGGCAACAAGCUAGAGCAUCGCCAUUUUGUCAGGAGGGUUUUUUUCCCAGCUCAGUCUUUUCAAAUGUUCUCCCUUCCCGCCGGAAUAAUGCUGUCAGUGGAUAUAUGUUUGACGUUUUUGGAUAUCGAAAUGCGUCUAGUGGAUCGGAUUAAGAAGAUCAAGAGGCCGACGUUUUAACAUAGAUGAAAUAAUUAGGCGGCGCCGCACUAACUCAGUUGUCCGUGUCUCUGGUCCACCGGGCCGGUUCACUGCGCAGGUUUGGACCGCGCGCCAUUUUGUGAAAAUUGACACAAAAUUCUUAACCAAAAUUAUCAGAGGACACGGUUUUUGUUUCAUGUGCAAAAUACUCUGGAUUUAACCGUAUUGUCGUAUUGAUCGAAGUGGCCGACGCUAUAUUUGAAAAAAUAACGUAAAAUCAGAAUUUGGCAUAACGUUUAUUUAGCGGUAGCUAGAAUUGUUAGCUUAAGGCUAGCCAGAGAAGCUACAGCUAGCCAGGGCAGGUAGCUAAUGUUAGCUGCGUUCAUUUUGUCGACUAGCUAGCCAGUUCGCUAAGGUUAGCUAGUAAGUUAUUUGUGCUAGUUAACGUUAGCAUGGUGCUAGUCAUCAGCUGAUAGUAACGUUGGUCAAAGUUGCUACGAUCGCCGAUGUUGUUAAUCAGAGUUUUGAAUAUGAAAAGUAUACUAAAUCUGGCUGGCGAAUUAUUUUAGAGUUUGCCGGUCAGAGGACGGGGAUUGGAUUUAACGUUAACAUUACUCGCUAACCGUGCAGGGAGGGGAGAAGCUCAAGCUGGAUAAGUUUCCUCAUCAUACAGGUUAUUGGACUUUAAAUGAAGAUCGUGCCAUCAGAGUGGGUUGUGGUUUGCUGCUGGACUCUCCUCCCAGGAUGAUAUGAAAUUUUACAGGAGACGAUGCAUCCAGGAGGAGAGACUUCAGCAUGCAAACCUUCGUCCGUCCGGCUUGCGCCCUCUUUUUCUUUACACACUGCUGGUCUUCAGAUGGCUGCUCCAAUGCCCCAUACGCACCAGCAGUACAGUGACCGCCACCAGCCAAGCACUGACCAAUCUGUUACGGUUUUACCGUACAGCGACCAGACACCACAGCUCACUGCCAAUCAGAGGCACAUGCCCCAGUGCUUUCGUGACCCAACUUCAGCUCCCCUGAGGAAGCUCUCCAUUGACCUUAUCAAAACAUACAAACACAUCAAUGAGGUGUAUUAUGCAAAAAAGAAGCGACGGCACCAACAGGGUCAGGGUGAAGACUCCAGUCACAAAAAAGAAAGGAAAGUCUUUAAUGAUGGCUAUGACGAUGAUAACUAUGACUACAUCGUCAAGAAUGGGGAGAAGUGGAUGGACCGCUAUGAGAUUGAUUCCUUGAUAGGAAAGGGAUCGUUUGGACAGGUUGUGAAAGCAUAUGACCGUGCAGAGCAGGAAUGGGUUGCCAUUAAGAUCAUCAAGAACAAGAAAGCUUUCCUCAAUCAAGCCCAGAUUGAAGUGCGCCUCCUAGAGCUCAUGAACAAACAUGAUACCGAGAUGAAAUACUAUAUUGUUCACCUAAAGCGUCACUUCAUGUUUCGGAACCACCUCUGCCUGGUGUUUGAGAUGCUUUCAUAUAACCUGUAUGACCUGCUCCGAAAUACCAACUUCCGUGGCGUCUCACUCAACCUCACUCGGAAGUUUGCCCAGCAGCUAUGCACAGCGCUGCUCUUCUUGGCCACGCCUGAGCUCAGCAUCAUCCACUGUGACCUGAAGCCUGAGAACAUCCUCCUCUGCAACCCCAAGAGGAGUGCCAUCAAAAUAGUGGACUUUGGCAGCUCAUGCCAACUGGGACAAAGGAUAUACCAAUAUAUCCAGAGUCGCUUCUACCGUUCCCCAGAGGUGCUGCUGGGAAUGCCCUAUGACCUGGCCAUUGACAUGUGGUCCUUAGGUUGCAUCUUGGUGGAGAUGCACACUGGAGAACCUCUCUUCAGCGGAGCCAACGAGGUGGACCAGAUGAACAAAAUAGUGGAGGUUCUUGGUAUUCCGCCUAAUCACAUAAUGGACCUAGCACCAAAAGCCAGGAAGUUCUUUGAGAAGCUUUCGGAUGGUACAUGGAGUGUUAAGAAGACCAAAGAUGGCAAAAGGUAUAAGCCUCCAGCCUCGCGGAAGCUCCACUCCAUCCUGGGUGUGGAGACAGGGGGUCCAGGUGGCCGGCGGGCGGGGGAGUCUGGCCAUGCUGUUGCUGACUACUUGAAGUUCAAGGACCUGAUCCUCCGGAUGUUGGACUAUGACCCUAAGAGCCGCAUCCAGCCCUACUAUGCCCUGCAGCACAGCUUCUUCAAGAAGACUGCGGAUGAGGGGACCAAUACAAGCAGCAGCGUGUCUACAAGCCCCGCAUUAGAGCAGUCCCAGUCUUCAGGAACCACCUCCAGCACCUCCUCUAGUUCAGGAGGAUCAUCUGGGACAAGUACCAGUGGCAGAGCAAGAUCAGACCCUACCCAUCACCACUUGCACAGUGGAGGACACUUUGGCACGGCCAUGCCUGCCAUUGAUGGUGACAGCCUCUGCCCACAGGCAAGACAGCCUUACCCACCCCCGCUGGUGUGGGGAGGUGGCGUUGGACCAGAGUCAGUCACUGGAGAGACACACCCAGUCCAGGAGACCACCUUCCAUGUUCCCCCUCAGCACCCUAAGGCCCUGCAUCCCCAUUCACAUACUCAUCACCACCACGGGCAGUUGAUGGCUACACGGCCACGCCCACGCCACUACACCUCCCCGACACACAGCUCCUCGACACAGGACUCCAUGGAGGUGGUUCAUGGCCACCUGUCCAUGACCUCCCUGUCUUCCUCUGCCUCCUCUUCCUCUACAUCGUCCUCUUCCACUGGGAACCAUGGCAACCAGGCCUACCAGCUCCGCCAUUUGCCCGCCGGAGCCCUUGACUUUGGUCAGAAUGGUGGGCUGAGCAUGGGGCUAGGUGCCUUCUCGAACCCACGGCAGGAGACUGGCAUGGCAGCGCACCCUGCAUUCUCCAUGGGCACGAACACAGGGCCUGCCCACUACCUAGCGGAAGGCCACCUGGGCAUGAGGCAGGGCAUGGACCGGGAGGAGUCUCCAAUGACUGGAGUGUGUGUGCAGCAGAGUUCUAUGGCCAGCUCGUGACUGCACUGACAUUUGGCUGUGUGUUCCCCCUGUGCGUCAUUUUUAAGGUGGUGUUUUUUACUACAAGGUGUGUUGAGAACAAAAGCUGCUCACGUCAGAAGGGAGAUAUCACUGAACCGCUACUACAGAGAAAAAACCUUUGUUAAAAAGUAUAUAUGUAAUUUUCAUCAGUUUUUCUUUUGCAAUCAUUAGGCACAAAAUAAUACUGCGGAAUAACCAUAGUGAGAUUGAGACAUCCAUCUUACCAUUUCACCAAUUUCAUGUAACCACCAAGUAAUCACCAUAUGGUAUUAUGUGGCAAAAUCUUCUAAGGAGCAUUUCAGAGCGAAGUUUGAAGCUGUUUUGCAGGUAGCUGUUGGUGAUGAAAUGCUUGGCGUCCUCUUACGGUUCAAAACGUGGACUGCCUGACAUUACUGUUCCACUGGUUCUUAAUUAUUUUGCCCUUUUUAAGUGAAAUUUCACGUAAAAGCUGCUUGUAAAUCCUGUAGCUUGACAAUGAGGGGAAGUGUUUGCGGUGAUAUUUCUUGUUGUUGGUCGGUAUUGUGUAACUCUGUUAAAGGGGAGCACAUAGCAGUGGAGUCCCUAUAGCGUGUGCUGGCCGGGUGGAGAGGAGACCCCGCAGGUGGAUACUGACACCAACCGGGUCCGAGGAGAGGGAAGCACCACCCCUCAGGCCUAGAGGCCCCGUAGUACUGAAAGCUGCAUCCGGGCCCGGCACAGACGAGAGCAGCGAUGGGCACGGGAGACGAAAGGAUCCAGCCCAGUGAAAGGAAGACAGUCAGUGGCUGGUUCUAGAUAACCCUUUGGCCUUAUGACUCAUGGACUUGGAAUGGGAUGGAGCUGGACAUUAUCAUUUGAAUUAAGAUGGCUUUUCUCUAUUUUUCUCUCUAGACAGCCCUUAAUUCUUUAAGGAAAUUAAAACAACUUAGAAAAGGUAAAUAAGAAUGGUAAUUUGAGGCCUUUCUCGACAAAGAUUACUUCUUCAGCAGGGCCCCACAUAACAGGGUCUUAUUGUACACAACAACCUCCUAAACAUUACUUCCUUGAAAAUCUUAUUCACUGGUUAAGGAUUUUGCAGUGGAAAGAACUAUCUAUUCCAGAGUCUACCCUUUUAUGUUUUGUUAUUUUUCCCUUUUGCAUGUAGUUCCUCAUCAGAACCACCUGCACAAGUCUCUCCAUCCAAAACAUGGAAACUGAAGAAAAAAAUGAGUUAAGUGACUGCCUUUUUUCUCCUCAAAUUAUGCUGUGAAUUUUACAAGAAUUUAUUUUCCCUUUGGAUAUGUUUUUAUACCAAAGCAGUUGUUUUAUAGCAUAUAGGUGUCUGUAACCAAUAAUGUAGCAGUUCACCACUUUGACGCAAAGUUUAUCAAGAUCUUAUUUUAACGUCAAUACAAACAGCUGCAAUAUUUUACUUUAGCAAAACUGGAGACCGUUGUUGAGACCGUUGGCUAUUGUGUAUUCUGGCCAGAUUUGUUUGCAACGUUUUACCAAAACUGUUUCCAUAUUAAUUGGUAGAUUAUUUUGGGAGUCUUUUAAAACUUUGGUAUGUUAGAGAAUUUGGUAGUUACUCUGCAGGCUCCGGAGUAGCAAGAUAGAAGCUGAUGGUUUAAAAAAAAAAAAAAAAAAGGAGACUAAUGCGUUCUAUUUCUGUGUCGUCGUUUUUCUUUUGCCCCAUCAUACUAUUUCAAAGGGUUUUGCUGCCUUUCAUACAUCAUUUGGUCAACUUGGCUAGUUUAUGCCAUGAAGCAAGACUUUAUGUCAUUGUCUUGGCAGGGUAAGGAUAAUUGUGGCAAAUCGGUUUGUGUUGAAUGGUAUUGUUCUGAUUUGGUAGGGCAGAUCCCCAUGAUUGUUGUCCUAUUCAAAGGGAAAGGGUGGCUAUCAGCCCACAAUCACAUGCUUUGCCUAGGCAGACGUGCAUGUCCUCAAAACAUUACAGUCAAUAACCAGAUUUUUUUUUUUUUAUAUCAGGGAGUUUGAAGUGCUUUCUUUCUUCUGUUGCUCAUUUUACCAGCUUUGAAAUUAGACAGAAAAACCUGCCCACAGCCACCUUUCAAAUUAAGGGCAGGCCACAGGUGAUGCUGUUGUCAUUUUAAAGGAGAAACCAUCGUAAGAAAUCAUGCUUGGUAUUUCCACAAACACAAAUGUAAAGCUACCUAUAUUGAGAUUGGGGUUUUAUCUGGAUGUCAAGGUUAAUUGCAAAUUUGCAAUCAUUUUUCAUACCCCGCAGAAUUUGAGACAUUAAGAAAUUGCCAGUGGUUUUAUUACUGGCACUCAUACUGGUACUAAACAUUCCAAAAAUAAAGACUGAAAAAGAAAAAAAAUUGACUGCAGUGACUCGUAAGUGUGCGCCUAUUUCAGAUCAUGCUGAUUGACCUCUUAUUUAGAGCAGUUGUCAUGAAAUGCAGCCCCUUUUUAAUAGUUGAAAUAGAAUUUAUGUAUAUAUUUAUAUUUUUUUAAUAAAGGAAGUAUAGAACUCACUACCUUGCUCCUGCUGGUAUGUUGAUUAUGUUUGUCAAUUUGGUGACCAUUCAGUGGGCAGGAACUCCUGUUUUCUUAGUGGCAAAACCUUGCCUUUUGGCAAAGGUACUUGACUACAUCAGGACAACACUAUGAGGUAGGGUUUGAAUCAAACAGGGAAAGCUAGAUCUUCAAACCUUAAUAAUUUUCACAGGGUAUAUUGUAAGUGCAUGUACAUCACAAACCUUACUUUUUGGUUAUAUGAGAAGCACAUGGUUGAAAAAAGGUUCCAUCUUUCAUAAGCCUGUUCAGUUUGUGGGUUAUACACAAACACGUAUACUUGUUGACAUAUCUGAACACCCAACAGAAGUUGAAAUCCUCAUUUAAUUUGGAUUUAUCCUUUUCAGUUUUGAUUCCACAUUUUUUCACUUUUUUUGUACAUGCAACAUGCACUAUAGAAUUGAACAGCAUGGGGGAAAGGAUAAGUCCAUGUAUCCACAGAUUGUAAGAUCUAGUCAAGACUUUGCUGUGUUUAUGACAAUGCCCUUUGUAUUAUAUUAAGACAGUCUUAUGUAUGAUAUAUAAAAAGAAGUUAAUUGAA
Xiphias gladius (swordfish) is the source of this 6268-nucleotide messenger RNA. RefSeq names its product dual-specificity tyrosine-(Y)-phosphorylation regulated kinase 1A, b (gene dyrk1ab). The record is from RefSeq and is a predicted model, not a curated record. Lineage: Eukaryota; Metazoa; Chordata; Actinopteri; Istiophoriformes; Xiphiidae. Gene Ontology annotation, biological process: peptidyl-serine phosphorylation; positive regulation of DNA-templated transcription; peptidyl-threonine phosphorylation. The transcript has 12 exons. Gene Ontology annotation, cellular component: nucleus. Bases 982 to 3210 code for a protein of 742 amino acids. Gene Ontology annotation, molecular function: protein serine/threonine/tyrosine kinase activity; protein serine/threonine kinase activity; ATP binding.